UGCAGAGGUUGUCUGGAGAGAGCUGAGAUCUCCCACCACAGACCCAUCAAAGGGUGUGCAGUUUAGGGACAGGAAGAAACAAGGAGUUUUGGCUCUGGGAUUUUCCUAUGUUCUUGCAGAACCCAGGAUUUGCAGGGACCGUUUCGGAGACUUCAAGGACGCGGGGCACAUUGCAAAUCCGGAUCCGGGGGCUAUGUCUUAAUUGAAACAGAUGAUGGCGACGAGAAUGUGGUUCACCUUGGUUGCAGUGAUCCAGGCUGUCCUCACAUCUUCCUCAGAGGCUCAAACACAGAAAGUAAUUUGCAAAAAUGUCUUUGCUGCUGAUAUUGUCUACCUCGUCGAUGGCUCCUCGAGCAUUGGAAGAGUCAACUUUGAAGAAGUCAAAGAUUUUAUUGAAGCAACCAUUCAACCGUUUGUAGAUGUAAUUAGUCAAAGUGCGGUCAGAGUUGGCCUGGUACAGUACAGUGAUGACCCAAGGAUUGAAUUCUCUUUUGAGGACCACAGCAACGGAUCCCAAAUACUGACUGCCAUCCGCAAUUUGCGUUAUAAAGGUGGGAACACAAGAACGGGGGCGGGACUGAAAUACGUAGCAGACAACUUCUUUGGAUCUGCUAAGCUGAGGCGUGCUGUGCCCAAGAUUGCUAUCUUGAUAACAGAUGGAAAAUCACAGGAUAACGUUGAUCGACCAGCCUUGAAACUACGGAGCCAAGAUGUUAAAUUGUUUGCAGUUGGGAUAAAGAAUGCCGAUAAGAAGGAACUUGAUGACAUCACCUCAACACCUGCGAAGGAAUAUUCCUUCUUUGUGAAUGACUUUAAGAUCCUCCGGACUCUCACUCCACUCAUUUCAAGGAGGGUUUGUUCCAUAACCGGGGGAACCCUGGAUGCACCAGAGGUUACUCAAGUGCCUAAUGGCCCCUCAAAUCUGAUCUUCAGCGACGAAGGCUUUGAAUCAAUGCGAAUUCGAUGGACUGCAGCACAUGGGCCUGUGACAGGAUACAAAGUUCAGUACACCCCCUUCAGUAUUCUGGGCCUCCCAAUCUCUGCGGAGCUCCGAGAGAUUACUGUCCGUCCAGGUGAAAACUCUGCUCUUUUACAAGGACUGAAACCUGCAACUGAAUAUCUGGUCACAGUGAUAGCUCAGUAUGCAAACAGUAUUGGGGAAUCCACUGCAGGCAAGGGCAGGACAAAAACCCUACCUGGAGUUUCCAAUUUCCGAGUGGCCAAACCUGGACACUUCCGACUGAAACUGGCGUGGAAACCUCCCGCUCUUCCUCUGCAAGGAUACCGGCUGACCUACAAGACGAGAGGUGACACAGACACACAACUGGAGGAGAAGACCCUGAGGUCGAAUGCCAACUCCUUCAUCCUUGAAGAGUUACUGCCAGACACAGAGUACGACAUUACCAUUCAUCCCAUCUACCCAAGGAAUACAGCAGCACCGACCUCAAUCUCUGGCAGGACUUUGCCUCUGGAAUCGGUGCAACAACUGACCGUUCACAACGUGACUCCGCAGAGCGUGCGGGUGUCAUGGAGGAGAGUGAGUGGCAUUUCAGGCUAUCAACUGAAGUGGGGACCAUCCGCAGGAAGGGAUGUCCUGACAGUCAGUCUGGAGCCAUCUACUGAAUCAUACCAUAUCCAAGGUCUUUUGCCAAACACCGAUUAUACAAUAACAAUAGCCGCUUUAUAUGGAAGAAUGGAGGGGCCUCCUGCAAAUACCAGGGUGAAAACAGAUGUGGCAGGAGGCCUGGUCUUAAGGACAGUUGCGAUUAGUCCGACUGCUAUUCGUGUGACCUGGAACCUCCAACAUGAUGCCAGCAGCUACAGGAUUGAGUGGAGGAAGGCUGCAGAGGAACAGAUGCAAUCUCGCAAAACUGUGCUAUCUGCCACCACCAACAACUAUGACAUUAUCAACCUCUCUCCUGGUACUGAAUAUGCCAUCACACUCUACACGCUGUAUAAUGGCAGGGAAGUCGCAACACCAGCCACCAUGUCAAAGACAGGAUAUGAGGUAACCAGAAUUGUGUCACAUGACACAACAAUAUUUGACAUUGACCGAGUGCAACAAGGGGGAACCUAUUACAUUAACGUGUCGCCACUUUCUGGAGGCAGAGAAGGAAAUCCUGUCAGCAUUGUGGUUCAAGCAGCCAUUAAUAAAAUGACUACUACGUCUGAGGAUGUCUGA
This is a messenger RNA of Chiloscyllium plagiosum (whitespotted bambooshark), 2182 nucleotides long. The record is from RefSeq and is a predicted model, not a curated record. NCBI's taxonomy places the organism in Eukaryota, Metazoa, Chordata, Chondrichthyes, Orectolobiformes, Hemiscylliidae.